Messenger RNA from Zootermopsis nevadensis, 2338 nucleotides. The record is from RefSeq and is a predicted model, not a curated record. NCBI's taxonomy places the organism in Eukaryota, Metazoa, Arthropoda, Insecta, Blattodea, Termopsidae.
CAUAGUAUCUGCCUUGACCGCGGGGGGUCAACCACGAGUUUCAUCCCAGUCGACAGAACUGAGUAUUCUGUGUGAGCAGAUACUUUAUCGUCCUUCUCAAUUCUCUGUGGAAAGAAAUAUCAAUUCGUAACGUAACCUUCAUCAACGUCAGAGAAUAUGGAAGCCGCGAUAGAUCGACAUCUUGAAUCGAUCGUCGAAUCUUCGCUACAGUUACAGCACACACAGCCCGAGAACAUUAAUUGCAAUGUGGAGGUUUACGUUCUAAUGUGGCAGUUUGCUGUGCUCCUGGCGACAGUCUCCGCAGUAGCUCUGUCGGGGAUUAACCCCGACAUUAAGAAGCAACAAAUUCAAGACGAAGAAUUGCAGGCACAGAAAUACUUAGAUUAUGUGGAAAACGAAUUCAAUAGACGAGCCAACAGAGCGUCACUGGUUAGGUGGGCGUAUGCAUCUAAUAUAACAGAUGCGAAUCUUAAGAACCAGUUAGCUGUUAUGGAAGAAGAUGCCAAGUUCGUGAAAAAGAAAUGGAAGGAUACAAUCAAAUAUCCUUGGACUACAUUCAAGGACUACGAUAUUCGACGAAAGUUUAAGAAGCACUCAGUACUUGGCUACGCUGCUCUAGAAGGACCUAAACUUGGAAAGUAUAUGCAACUGGUGUCUGACAUGUCCUCCAUCUACAGCAAGGCGAAGAUCUGUGACUACAAGAACCCCAAGAAAUGUGAUCUCAGUCUGGAACCAGAUCUGGUGGAGAUCCUGAGGACGAGCAGGGACCCCGAAGAGUUGAAACACGUAUGGGUGGAAUGGCGGAAGGCGUCGGGCGAGAAGUGCCGGGGGAUGUUCGAGCACUACGUAGCUCUCAGCAACGAAGCGGCGACCCUCAACAACUUCACUGACACCGCCGAGUACUGGCUUAAGGAUUACGAAUCUCCUGACUUCAGAGACCAAGUGUCGCGUCUUUGGGACCAGGUGCAGCCUCUGUACCUCCAGAUACACGCGUAUGUGAGGAGGAAACUGCGAGAAACUUACGGCGAGAAACUCGUCACUCGUCGUGGACCCAUACCAGCACAUCUUCUAGGUAAUAUAUGGACUCAGUUAUGGGGUAACAUUCAGAGCAUUUCUGCACCAUAUCCGGACAAAUCUACCAUCGACGUAACUUCAACCAUGGUUAAACAGGGUUACACUCCUCUGAAGAUGUUUAAACUCGCGGAGGAAUUCUUCAUAUCUCUCAAUCUUAGUGCGAUGCCAGAAACAUUCUGGGAGAGAUCCAUUUUGGAGAAACCAAUGGACAGAGACUUAAUCUGCCACGCCUCGGCCUGGGACUUUCAUGAUGGCAAAGACUUCAGGAUCAAACAAUGCACCAGGAUUGUCACGGACGAUCUUUUCACUGCCCACCACGAAAUGGGGCACGUGCAGUAUUUCAUCCAGUACAAAGAUCAACCAGUGGCUUACAAAGACGGAGCUAAUCCAGGGUUUCACGAAGCUGUUGGAGAUGUGAUAGCGCUGUCCGUUUUAACACCCAAACACCUGCGAGAGAUCGGGUUGCUGGAAGGCGAUGCAUCAACUGGUGAAGAUUACGAGGCUACCAUUAAUUAUCUGUAUCUGCAGGGACUGCAGAAAAUAGUAUUCAUUCCUUUUGCGUAUCUGAUGGACUUGUGGAGAUGGGACGUCUUCAAGGGACACAUUACCAGCAAGAACUACAACUGUGAGUGGUGGAAACUCAGGCACAAGUAUCAAGGAAUUGAUCCUCCAGUGGACAGAACGGAGGAAGAUUUUGAUCCAGGUGCAAAGUUCCACAUAAUAGCCAACGUUCCAUACAUCAGAUACUUUGUAAGCUUCGUCAUCCAAUUCCAGUUUCACAGAAGUCUGUGCAAAAAAGCUGGUCAGUUUGACCCCAAUAAUCCGAAGAAACCACUUCAUGAAUGUGACAUCUAUCGAAGUACUGAGGCCGGAAAUCUUCUACGAGAAAUGUUGCAGAUGGGUUCAUCAAAACCUUGGCCGGAUGCAAUGGAAGUUUUGUCGGGGCAAAGAGAGAUGGACGCCAGUGGAAUGCUGGAAUAUUUCAAACCCCUCACAGAAUGGCUGGAAAAGAAUAACAAGCAGUUUGGAGAACAUAUUGGCUGGGAGCCAAGUCAUAAACUUUGUACCAAAACAAGAUCGGAACUGUCCACCCUCAGGGUCAAGGAUUAGUUGGAAGAAGAUACAUCCGGCGGGGUUGAUCACAAACAGCAGGACUAAGCUCGAACAUCGAUUAUUGUCUUUUACUGGGUCUGUGAAAUUUAAAAAUAUAAGAAUAAACAAUGUGUAAAUGUAUGGCCUAAAUAGUAAAAGGAAGGAAAGAUUA